Liolophura sinensis is the source of this 1170-nucleotide messenger RNA. Its product is annotated as GPN-loop GTPase 2-like. The coding region runs from base 139 to 1086 and encodes 315 amino acids. Lineage: Eukaryota; Metazoa; Mollusca; Polyplacophora; Chitonida; Chitonidae. Gene Ontology annotation, molecular function: GTPase activity. Gene Ontology annotation, cellular component: cytoplasm. The transcript has 5 exons. The record is from RefSeq and is a predicted model, not a curated record.
GGGCAGAUAAGAAAGGUCUCUGAACACUUCUCAACUUCUGAGAUUUCGUGGUGUAUGAAUGUUGAACUGCCUGUCUGACACGUACUGAACACUUGACUGGGUUUACUUAAGGUUUUCCACAGAUUAUCCUGGCAGAUAAUGUUUGGCCAGCUGGUUAUCGGGCCUCCAGGCUCAGGCAAAACCACCUAUUGUCAAGGAAUGAGUGAGUUCCUGACUGCUGUGGGGCGAAAAGUGUCAGUCAUCAAUCUGGAUCCAGCCAAUGAUCAGCUUCCCUACACAUGUGCAGUGGACAUUUCUGAGCUGAUCACACUCGGAGACGUGAUGAACCAGUUAAAACUAGGACCUAAUGGCGGGCUAAUUUACUGCAUGGAAUAUCUGGAAAAAAAUCUUGACUGGCUCGAAUCAAGAUUAAAAAGUCUCCAGGGUCAGUAUUUAUUAUUCGACUGUCCAGGACAGGUGGAGUUAUACACCCACAAUAAUUCCAUCCGCAACAUUGUUGCACAGAUCCAGAAAUGGGACUGUCGACUGGCAGCUGUACAUCUUGUGGACUCUCAUUACUGUAGUGAUGCAGGAAAAUUUAUAUCUGUUUUGUUGACGUCUUUGUCAACGAUGUUACAAGUGGAACUUCCUCAUGUCAAUGUACUCUCAAAAGUGGACUUAAUAGAGAAGUUUGGGAGGUUGGACUUUAAUGUUGACUUCUACACAGAAGUUUUAGACCUGUCUUACCUGUUAGACCAUUUGCAGGAAGACCCGAUUUUCAAGCGCUACAAGAAGAUGAAUGAGGCUAUGGUUGGUUUAGUGGAGGAUUACAGUCUCGUGUCAUUUGUGGCUCUCAACGUUCAGGACAAAGAGAGCAUGUUACGCUUGAUGAAGGAAGUUGAUAAGGCUAAUGGCUAUGUGUUUGGGGAUUUGGAAGAACGGAACAUCGAGUCCAUGUUAUCCUGUGCGGUGGGAGCAGAAUUUCAGUACGAGAAGAUCAAAGAUGUCAGGGAAAAGUACACACACGCUGGAGGAGCCAUGGAGACGGACUCAGGGGAGACAACUUAUUCUGAGCGCCAAGCGAGGCAGCAACAAGUACCAAUUUGACAUGGCCCGACCUGGAUUUGAUCCCGGGUCUCCUUACUUCGAGGCGGACGCUCUAACCAUUCGGCCAUCGAAUACAACAGUACG